AUGUUUGAGAAGACAUAUUUGAAUGUUCCAUGUUGUAGAAAUGCGGAAUUUGAGUUUAAUUGUGAGAAAAAUAUCUAUGAAAACUAUGUUAAUCCACUUUUUGGAAAUAUGGAUGAAAAAAACUAUGUACAAGCAAAAAGUCCGGACUGUACUCUUUUGAGUAAUCCUUCUUAUAUUCCUGUGAAAGAUUUUUCGUCCGUUCCUAGCAAUAGUUCUUCAUCUUUAGAUGUUCGUCAGGGAUAUGAAUACAAAAAUAGUUCUUUUUCUGUAGAAACAGUAUCAUUAUCUGAUGUUGUUUUGAAAAGUACAGGUGAAAGUCAACAAUCAUUUAAUGCUUAUUCUGGUUUCAAUUCAUCUUAUCAAAGGAAUAACUUAGGAAGUACAACAACUGAAAUGAAAGAAAAUUUUACUUUUACUUCGGAUAUGCAUGAGAUUAAUUUUCCUGCUCCAUAUAUAUUAAAUAUUUUUGGGAUACCGGAAAAAUCAAGGGUUGAGACCCAGGUUAAGCUAGAAAUGAAACUAUCAUACAAUUUUCUUUUAAAUUCAUCACCAGUGUCUUCAUAUUCAUGGUUUAAGCUUCCAAGAUGGAGUAUUACGAAAGAGAAAUUAAAAUUACCAAAUUUAAAAGAUAUCCCUAAAAAUAUAGAUCCAGAAAAAAUAUUAAUAAUAGAACCUAGUGUUGUUUGUGCUAGUGAUGUUAAAAAAAGCGUUUUGAUUUGUUCCGGAUGUAUUAUACGCGAGCGUAAACGGGCUAUAAGAAAAAGAAGAAAUAAAAGCUCAGUAGAAUCAUCUAGUGGGAAUUAUACUAAAGAUGGGGCUCUUAUACCUAUAGAAGAUGAAGAAAAAAAAAUUAUUGUAUUUAACCAUCCUGAGCUUUCUGAAUUUAAAAAUAACUGCAUAAAUAUACCAACAAGAAUAACAUGUUAUUGUAGACAUCAUAAAGAAAAUAUAGGAUUUAGGAUUUUAAUAAAUUUAAAAGAUAACAAAGAACGAUUAAUUGCAUCGACAUUAUCUCGAUCAUUUAUGAUAACUGAUGAUCAUAAAACCAACGCAAAAGCGAAAAUAAAAGAAAUGAAUAGACUACAUUCAACAUUAAAUUUAUUGCCGCAAUUUUUGAAUCUUGCAGGUUGUAAUUCUCAAAAAUGGAAAAAUACUGCUCCUAGAGGACAAUUGCAUAAAAAAAUUCAAAAAAUUCCUAAACAAUUAUCAACAGAAAAAUCGAAAUCAAAGGCUGAUAUGCAAAAACUUGCUUAUUCUUCAUUAGAUUCUAUAACAAAUAAUUGUGUAUCUCAUAGUACAUCUGAAGAUGGCUUUUUUGAUUUUUCUGCUGAGAAUUUGAUUAAAUCAGCUCCUACUUCUUUAAUUUAUGUCCAUAAAAAUAUCUCUCAUGAAAAUAUUUCUCAUAAAAAUGAACCGUAUAUAAUUCGUGAUAGAUUUGUUGAAUCUACUUCAAUUGAGGAUCUUUUUAUGUCUGAAAACGCUUUAGAAACAGAUUCUGGCAUUUUAUCUCGAGAAUCUCCAUUUAUUUCUGAUGAAGAUUCUACUUUAGAAAUGACUUGUCAUGCACCAUAUAUUGCUUCUGAAUCUAGUUUAUUCAAAUUUUCAGCACAACCUCAACGGUUUAAGAAAAGAUUUAAAGGGAAUGUUAGUCAAAUGAGUCUUCCGAAUCAAAUAGAUAUCUCUAUGCCAAACAUUUUACCAAUUGGAUUAUCUUCAAAUCCUGAUGAUAUUCCAACGAUUAACUAUAUAGUUCCCUCUGAAGGUCCUAUGCAUGGUGGAAUUGAAAUUACUGUAUUAGGAACAGGCUUUUAUUCUGGUUUAGUAUGUACAUUUGGUGAUAAUUCUGCAACUUCUACACAUUGUUGGAGUCCUACUGUUAUAGUAUGUACUUUACCUCCUAGUUCUAUUCCAGGAUCUGUUAUUGUCAAAUUCAAAGAUCAUGAUUUGGCUAAUUCUAGUGUUAAAAAUAAAAAAUAUUUUACAUACAAAGAUGAUAAUGAUCGUACAUUAAUGGAGUUGGCUCUGCAAGUGGUUGGCUUAAAAAUGACAGGGAAAUUAGAAAAUGCUCGAACUGUUGCUAUGAAAAUUUGCGGAUUAAUGCCUAAUAAUUCUUAUGAAUCUAAUUUAAUACCACAACAAUUGAGUAUAGGAUUGUCUUUAGCCAGCUCAGAAAUGGCUGCAAAAGGUUCAUUAGCCUUCGAUUUUCAUAGAGCUAAUUAUUACUUUGAAACAAUGUUUUUGCAAUCUAACAAUUUUCUAAAUUUAAAGCAAACAUCUAACGCAUUUUAUUUAUUGUAUCAGGAUAGACCGAAUCAGAUAUUAUUACAUCUUACUUAUAUAGAAAAAAUUCAGAGAUACAUAAUAGAAUUGUUUUCUCAAAAAUAUUAUUUUAGAACUAUAAAGCAUUCUGAUUAUAAACUUAUUCAUUGUUUAAGUUUGAAAAAGAUAAAUAGUAUUGAAAGGGUGUUUAGAAAUACUGGUGAAAAUGAAGCUAUUUAUAUGAUAUUGUAUAAGAAAAUAUUUAAUUUAACAUAUCCAAAUGAUUAUCUCGAAAUAUCCAACUUUUUACGAUUAUCUAGAAAUCAUAUAGAUUAUAUUAUCGUUAAAUUAAUUUUAGGAUGGUUAUGUACCAAUAAUUCUUUAGUUAAGAAACGAUCAACAAUAUCAUCAAGUGUUAUUGUUAAUACUUCCAAUGAUGAGUUUUUUGAUAAUUUUUUCUUAACUAAAGAGAGCAAAUCAUUUUUUAUUAAAAACCAGUUUAAUAAAAAGAAAUCAUCUAAGCUUCAAAUAAAACAAAGUGUUCAAAAAACUAGUCUAGAUUCUUAUACUAGUGAUAAAUUAUCAAUAGUAUCAUCUUUUUUUACUGAACUUAUAUUAAAUGAUCAGCAAGAUAAUAAAGUUGUAGAAUUUAUAGAUAGUACGAAUGAAAAAACUGAAGAUGGGAUAUUUACAGUUUAUAGUUUUUCAGAAUUUUUAACAUCUGCAAAGGCAAAAUUAGCUUCUUUAUUUAUUCCAAACAUACUUCGUAACUCUAUUUUUCCGCAAUUUCUAGAAUUUAGUCAAUUUUGUCCUAUAACUACUUUUAAUUCUUUUAUUCAGCAGUAUCCUCAUAGUAAUAAAAAACUUUCUUACUCUGAGUCUCCAAAUGCGAUAGAAAAUGACAUUCAAUACAAUUGGCGGCAACUUUUGAUAUAUGGUCCGCCUCCUCCAUAUUCUGAAAUUUCAACAGAUGAAAAUAUUUCUAAACUUUCAUUUAAUGAUUUUACAGAUCAUGUUUUGCUUCAGGAUAAGUCCCAAUGGCAUUUUUUUAAAUGGCAGUCAAAGACAUUUUCGAAAUUUGGUACCAACGAAUUGACAUUAGAACAACAGCGGUCUAUUAGAGAAUAUGCAAAAAUAAUACAGGAAAUAGAAAGAGAUAGAAUGCUGUAUUUAUUUUGGCUUCCUGUCUUAGUAGUUCUUUUAUUUCUUACUACUUUAAACUGGGUACAGAAAAAUAAUUAUAUUGAAAUUGAUGAUUUGAAAAUUGUAUCAUCUCUUGCUUGA
Pneumocystis jirovecii RU7 is the source of this 3543-nucleotide messenger RNA. RefSeq lists its product as uncharacterized. NCBI's taxonomy places the organism in Eukaryota, Fungi, Ascomycota, Pneumocystomycetes, Pneumocystales, Pneumocystaceae. The transcript has 6 exons. The record is from RefSeq and is a predicted model, not a curated record. The coding region runs from base 1 to 3543 and encodes 1180 amino acids.